Messenger RNA from Sander lucioperca (pikeperch), 4342 nucleotides. RefSeq names its product zinc finger BED domain-containing protein 1. Gene Ontology annotation, molecular function: DNA binding; protein dimerization activity. Bases 164 to 2209 code for a protein of 681 amino acids. The record is from RefSeq and is a predicted model, not a curated record. NCBI's taxonomy places the organism in Eukaryota, Metazoa, Chordata, Actinopteri, Perciformes, Percidae. The transcript is spliced from 2 exons.
CAACAGAAGAAUGUUGCUGCUGCUGUCAGUGCUGGUGCCUCUUCUCAAGCUGUAUUUCUGCGGAAUCAAAGUUCUUCUCUAUCAGACCUUCGACAGACCUUUUACGCUCCCAGGUGCUCAGUAAGUGAAGGCAGCACAGUGGAUUGCUUACAAAAAGGAACCAAUGGAGGGUAAAAGUUCAGGACCUUCAUGCUCUGGCCCCAAUCUGGUCGCACACCCACGGGCGAAAAGCAAAGUCUGGAAAUACUUUGGCUUUGACACCGACGCAUAUGGCUGCAUAUUGCACUGGAAACGGAUUUACUGCCGUGUAUGUAUGAGUCAAAUUGCCUACUCUGGAAACACCUCCAAUCUUUCUUACCACCUUGAGAAGAACCACCCCGUAGAGUUCAGCGAGUUUGUGAAGAGCAACACGGAUCAGAUGCGAGAGGCGUUUGCUACAGCGUUCUCCAGGAUAAAGACUGAGCCCUCGGGUCUACACGUUCAGCAGCAAUCCCAGGACACCAACUUAAGGCAGAGCUCGGGCUAUGAAAACCGACGACACAAUGAUCUGACAACAGCUGUCAUCAACUUCAUCUGUGAGGGGUUGUACCCUGUGUCUGUCGUUGAAGAGCCUACUUUCAAGACGUUAAUGAGUACCGUCGACCCUGGGUACUCUCCACCGAGCAAAAGCGACCUGGCAGUUAAAAUGCUUCCUCAGAUGUACUGCCGUGCCCGGGACAUGGUCUUCAGUGAACUUGCUGGGGUUGUGAACUGUGGCGUUACUACAGAUCUUUGGCAAAGCCAAACCCAGAACAGGUCGUACAUUUCGCUCUCUGUGCAUUCUGUUAAUUACAACAGUACAACUGGCUUCUCGAUGACCAACAAGUGUCUUAAAACUUUCGAAGUGCAAGAGGACAACACGGCGGAGAACAUCACAAGAGCGAUGUAUGAAGCAUUUGUUGAAUGGGGAAUAACCCAUAAAGUCAGCGGUGCCACCACAAAUGGUUCGGUGGACAUCAUGAAAGCAUGCUCCCUCCUGGAGCUGUCCGUGGAAAUGCCUUGUCUCGGACACACUGUCAAUCGCGCAAUGGAUGAAGCCUUCCAGCUGCCGCGUGUUGACAGCUUUUUGGGAUGUUGCCGCAAACUCAUCGAUCAUUUCCAAGAACCGGCAAUGUAUCUGCUAAGGGAUAAACAGAAGCAGCAUGGCCUCCCUCAGUGUGCACUCAUCACAGACCGAGGUAGAUCUUGGUUGGCCACGUUGGCAAUGUUACAGCGACUGAAAGAGCAACAGGUUGUUGUAACUGCAACGCUUGUAGAGAGUUCAAGCGAUCAUCAUUUCAGCUUUGAUGGCCCUGACUGGGCCUUGUUGGAGGGCUUGAUUUGCAUUCUCCAGCCUUUUAAAGUUGUGGCAAACAUGAUCACUUCUUGCAGGUACCCAACCAUUAGCAUGGUUAGGCCCGUGCUUCAUAUGCUGCUGAACACCACUCUUAAAGUCAAGGAAGGGGACCUCAAAGAGAUCAGCAUGACCAAAGAGGUCAUCUCAAAGGUCCUGUCAAGCACCUAUUCACAGAACACACAGCUAUCGCAAGAAAUUUCAACGUUCCUCAACAUUGCGACAUUCCUGGAUCCUCGGUACAAGAAGCUGCCUUUCCUGUCCACUCAGGAACGCUCCAAAAUUGAGAGUAACAUCAUUGAUGAGGCAAAAGCAGUCCUUGAGAAGCAGAUUGCCGAGCGACCAUGCCUUGGUGAAUUCUCCAUGAUAUCAGACGAGCCACCUAGCAAAAAGCAGACGCCUCUACGAGAGUCUUCAGCCGGCAGUGCAACCCAAGACAACCCUUUGGCUGUCAUAUUUCGUCAGUCCGAUGCAGACCAGAGCCAGGAGGAGCUGCAUGCCCAGGUUGUAGAGGAGCUGAGCAACUACAAAUCACAAAGAGUCCUAGGUCUGAAUGAAGACCCUUUGCUGUGGUGGUCGAGUCAUGCACCCUUGUUCCCCACCCUCCCCAAGGUGCUCCAGAAGUACUGGUGUGUUCCUGCCACCAGUGUCCCUCCUCACAGGCUGUUAAGUUCCUCCGGGACUGUCCUGUCUGGGAAAAGGAACCGCAUAGCCCCAGCUUUAGUAGAUCAGCAGGUCUUCUUGUAUGAGAACUCGCGGAGCUACUGUGAGCCUGAACCCUGUGAGGACGAUUUGGACAAUGAGGGAAGCAGUAAUCUGGGCCAGCAACUUGAAUGACUGACUGGGCUGAAAAUUGCAAAAAGUCAUAGUAUUUUAUUGACUUUACUAAGGUGCAUUAAGAAAUAAGAUCAAGGUGUAUCAGUCGGUCAGUAUUAAUGUAAUGGACCCAUAAUAACUUAACUAGGGCUGGGUAUUGUUUUGAUAGUUUCAUCUGCAUUUGAAUGGUGUCACUCGGUUUUGCACCGGACUUCACAUAAGGUGAUGACGACAUCACAAGCAUAGAGUUAGGCCUGUAACAAUUAUUAAAUAAUUGUCUAACCGCAUUUUUUUUACACAAUCGCGUUAUUUUGUAUAACCGCAAUUUAAGCAUUAGAGCAUUUUUUUAUGAGAUUGGUCACACUAUUGUUUGGAUCCAUCAUCGCGGGUAUUGCGAACGCGGCAUUAACAUACGGCAGUAACGUUAGCUGGCCUAUGAUACUAUGUGAACUACUGUGAACCUGCGUAACUGGGUCACAUAACAGUGAUAUAUAAUAAAAUAUGUAUCCUGGGAUUAAUUUAAACUUCAAUUUGUUUGAAAAAGUGAUAAAUAAAUAAAGAAAUGUAUUAUUUCACUAAAAGAGACAAUUAUAUUGUUAAUCGCAAUGAUUUCUGAUACAGUUGUCCAGCAAAAUUUGGAAUUGUUACAGGCCUACGUGCAACAUGAUGAUGUGAAGAACAGAUGCCUUAGCUUUCUGCUGCAAAAAGAAUGAAUGCUCUAGCUGUUAUGGUUUUUAUUUUAGAUCGAUUUAAAGAGAGUUUACCCCCUUUACAUGUAUACCCCUGAUACAGGGUAUACAUGUCUGUAUACUGUAUCAAUACAAUACCGUAUCAAAAUGCCAAGUAUUCAUCUUUUAUUAUAUAAAUUGCACAGGAGAAUUCAACGUUUUGGUGCUAGAAUAAAAUCAGUUGAUUUUAAAGUCUACUAGAUGGUGCAGUUAAGUUUGUUUUGUUGAGAAAUUUCUUUUCAGAUGAAACAGAUGUUGACAAUGUUUUUCUUUUGGGGACAUAAUUUGAAGUUGGAAAAAAAGGUAAUAAACUGCACUAUACUACAGAAUAUGGCAAUAUAUUUAAAAUUGUAAUUAUAUUGUAUUGCGGGUCUUCUGGUGAUCUCGACCCUUAAUACUGAGACGGAGAUCGAUUCUGGGUUUCAUUAAUUGAUAUCAGAUUAUUCAAAUGAAAAUCGGUUUUUAGUCCUAUAACAUGUAAGUCAAGUCAUUUAUUUUUGCCAAAGCGAUGCAAAUCACCUGGAAUUCAUUUUGGUGAUUUGGCUCACACAGGACAAUACAAGACAGUAUAGGACAAGGAUGACAACACAUCAGACUGGACAUAUACAAAAAAACAGCAGAUUAAUAAAAAAAAAAAGAGAAACAUGUACCAAUGUGUAAAUACAAUAAAUAAACAAAUGGAUCAGACAAAGUGCUAGUGCAUUUAGUUUCUUUGGGGGGGCGCCAAAAAUUCCUCUAUGCAGGAAAACCCCUUUUGGCCUAUAUUGCCAAACCCAGCCAUUUUCUUUAAAUAUUUUGUGAAUAUUAAGAACGCUUGCUGCAUGAGAGUGAGAAGAUUAUCAAUUCAAUAUCAUGUGCCUGACUUUCCAUCCAUCAGGUCAAACUUUCAGUUUGUCCAAUACUUUGGUUCAUGACUUAACUGACAUUUAUGAUAAUGAUGAUGACUCGUAAGGCUGGGUUUAAAAAGCUAAAUUUCUUUUGCAACUAAAAAAAAAUCGAAAUCAAAUCGACAUUUAAAUCGUAAAUCGAUUCGGGAAAUCGGUGGCCGUAGCCAGCCUCGCUAACAUCUGCAUUUUAGCAUUGUGAGCAUGUUAAAAUCCAGAUGUUAGCAUAUGACUCAAAACAUUUCUGUUCAUGUAUCAAAGUAAAAAGGCGUACUGCGUUAUUUGGAAAUAACUGUCUCCAGCUCUGUACUUGACACAACAAAAUGAGAUUGAAAUCAUUUUCAUCUGUCUUGGUAAGAUGGAAGGAAGGAGUGUAUAAAAGUCUAUAAAUCAACAUACAGUAAAGUUUAUGUAAAUACCUGUAUAUUGCAACAAUGGAUGAAUUUUAAAAAUGUCUUGCUGUGCAGAACACUGGCAUAAAAUAUAAACUAUGAUGUAACAUGACUUUAUGAAAGUAAAAAUUUGUUUUUCAACAUUUGCCU